UCAUGGAUUGUUGGAUAUUUUGACUUUUUGUUGUUGUUGCGCGUAUAGUUUUCAAAGUGAACGCGCAUGAACAUGUUAUUGCACAGUGUGUUUAUCUCUGGGUGUUCGUGCCUGAGAUGGAUGGCCACAUUGUUUCACGUGGUUCUGUUCCUGCAGCCGGCGGUGUGGGAGACGACCGAGGCCAUCCACCCAGACUGCGCCCUGGUGGUUCAGCACAUGCAGGCUCAGGAGGAUUGUUACCAGAUCCUAAAACAGGAGGAGAGCAACCGCUCCACCAGCACAGGUUGCCCGACAGCGUGGGAUGACAUCCGUUGCUGGUACCGUGCCGAGGUGGGACGGGUGGUCAGCGUCUCUUGUGCCAAUGUCUCCCAGCUGUUUGCUAACAACCAAGGUUACAUCUACAGGAACUGCACCGAGGACGGAUGGUCCGACCUUUACCCCUCAUACGAGGAGGCCUGCGAGUUCACAGAUUACGACGAGACGGAGCCAGAGACAACAUACUUCUCCAACUUCAAGCAGGUGUACACUGCUGGCUACGCUACAUCCCUCAUUUCGCUUAUAUCGGCUAUUUUUGUCUUCACCGUGUUCAGGAAGUUUCACUGCACCAGAAACUACAUCCACAUCAACUUGUUUUUCUCCUUCAUCCUGAGAGCGAGCGCCGUCUUCAUUAAAGAUGGAGUGCUUUUUUCUGAUGAAAACCUGGACCACUGCUUCAUGUCUUCUACCUCCUGUAAAUCCGCCGUGACCUUUUUCCAGUUCAGCAUCCUGGCCAAUUACUUCUGGCUGCUGGUGGAGGGCAUGUAUCUGCAGACGCUACUCGCUCUCACCUUUGUCUUCCAGAAGAAAUACUUCUGGUGGUACAUACUCAUCGGCUGGGGUCUCCCAACAACAAUCAUAACGGCGUGGAUCCUCACUAAAAACUUCUAUGAUAACAAAGGGUGCUGGGAUGACACAGAUGUGGCCUUCAUCUGGUGGAUCAUAAAAGCUCCAAUAACUGCAUCACUACUGGUGAACUUCCUCAUCUUCGUCAAUGUGAUCCGCAUUCUGGUGCAGAAGCUGAGGUCACCUGGUGUCGGUGGCAAUGACGUCAGCCACUUCAAGCGGCUGGCAAAAUCCACUCUGCUCCUCAUCCCUCUGUUCGGGAUGCACUACAUGGUGUUUGCCUUACUGCCGGAAAACACAGGAGCAGAGGCCCGAAUAUUCAUAGAGCUCGGCCUGGGCUCCUUUCAGGGAUUCGUUGUGGCUCUGCUCUACUGCUUUCUAAAUGGCGAGGUGCAGGGAGAAAUGAAGAAGAGGUUCUGGAAGUGGCAGACCCAAAGUUACCUGAGAUACAGUAAACGACGGCGUACGCUGUUCACUGAAAGCAGCACGAUGACUCAGAUCUCCGUCCUGGACAAAUCCAGCUCCAAAGAUCAGGCGGCCUCAGAGACGCACGCCCUGGCCCCCAGCAACGUGUCGACUGUGUGAGGAACAACCCUCAUAGAUUCAUGUGCUGCGUCACAACACCACAAAGCCUGAUCGUUGAAUGUUACCGUACCUCUUCAAUUUGUACGGCACAGAUCAUCUGCGGAAUCGCUCAUUUGUUGACCUUUCACGUUAAACCUUCCCUCAUAAUAUUUGUUAUGUUCAAGUGUACAGGAUAUAGGAUGGGCAGACAGGAAGGUCUUAUAUUAUUUGGGGUCCCUGCUCCUCAUCUUACUCCCAACCACCAAAUAGUCUCUCCCCUUAAAAAAACACCCAUUUUCUUCUUUUCUUCCAUUAGAUAUAUCAAAUAAAAAAGAUCUAAUUUAUAUUCUCGGGAACAAUUCUGAUUAGUUUAUUCUGCCGCAGUCCUUCAAUUUAAUUUGUAAAAUGUUGUGUUUGUGUAGUUUUUUUCUCAUAUUCUCCCAACAUAAUGGAACAUGUGCAUCAACAAAAUACUAAGAUGAUACGUUUUCAUAUACGGUCCCACAAAAGGAUAUGCGACAUGACAUUCUCCCAAUAUUUGCAGAUGAAUUAUUGUUUUUAUGUCUUUGUGUGAAUGUUUGUGGGCAGUUUCAGCCCCUCCAAAAAAAUCAAUAAAUAUCAUAAAUGAUAGAUUACAAACAAGUUACUUUGAAAUAGAUAUGGUGGUAUGCAUAUUUAACAGAUUUGUUCUAUUAUACGUGUACGUUAGUGUUAUUCUUAUAUAAUGUAAUAUUGAAAAAUGUGGACAAAAACGAUAGUGUAUUUUUGCCUUUUUGUUAGCAUAGUUUUAGUAAUUCUACUAAAAGUAAUCCAGAACCUGUUUUCUCUGAGAAUUCAUUUUAGUUGAGUUACUUUCAAGUUGUCGAAUCGUGAUGCUUGUGUAGCUGUCGAUCUAAUUCAUAUCUUUCUUCUGUGUUUUGACGUUUUACAGUACAUUUGGAAAUUAAUAUAUAUAUAGUAUUAUUCACAGAAGGAUAUAUAACAUUACUCAGCUACAGACCGUUAUUGUGCCUUUAUCGUACAGUAUGACUCACUGUUUCUCAGUUCAGGUGGAUUAAACCUAUCGUAUGUUUUGCAUUCCAAACCUGUCUCGCAAAAUCAUAUAUUUAGGAUUGUGAUACUCUACAGUGAACUUCAAAAGUUUCUCUGCGGCAUUACAGAAGUGCUUCAAUGUCAGAUUCAAGAUGAUUGUGAUUACGGGAAGAGCACAAAGCUUUCAUCUGACUUUGAGCUGUGCAGAGACAAAAGUGAAGGAUGAUGAGCUUGUUUUGAUGUCAUGUUUUUUUAAAUUAUAAGUAAGCUCUCUAUGUCGUGUCUGGACAGUGUUAUUUCUAUUUUCUUGCUGGAGAAAGUGACUUGUAUGUUUCCUUCACAGGUUCCAGUUCACUCCACGAAAGCCAGUUUCUCAUUUGCCAUUUUAUUUGUUUUCAUUUGGACAGCUGGUGUUCAUUUUCAUCAACUUUUGGGGAUUUUGGUGUUGAAAAAUUACUCUUAGUUACGACAGGAUAACAUGAUGAAGUGAUCCACUGCAUCAGGACAUUACCAAAGGCACUAAUUCUAGGUGUUAUUGUCAACAUCCGCCAAAAAGACCAAAUCCAACAAUGUGUACUCUCUAUUACUCCCCUACCCUGUCUGCGGCUCUCAGCUACAAGCCCAUUGGUUCCUAGAAGAAGAACAUCUUCUAGAAAAGAGCCUUUCAAAAUAUUUCAAAAACAUCUUCCUGAAAAAACACACUGUCACGAAUAUUACUCCAACUUCUUUCAGCAGUGGAUUAAUACACAUUGUAUUACUCUUUGUCCAACAAGUCUUCAAAAGAGUUGAUGAUUAGAGGUUAACACUGUUGCUCUGGUGACAUCACUGUGUUUUUAUUUUGACUCAAUCCCACUCACACUGUGUGCUUCCGUAAAGGCUCACUAGAGCAACACAUGUGGAUCCAUCGCUGACAAUAGUUGCCAACAAAUAUAUUAUUUAUUCCUGUUUAAGUCACAUUUGCUAACAACUAAUAUUACCAGCUGUUUAAGCAAAUCACUGAGGGGGAAAAAUGAAAUUAUUUUAAAGAUUUUAGUCUUAGGAGGAGCAGCCAAUAGGGCUGAAAGACACAGACAGGGACACGGCUAAUGGGAUAGUAUCAGAGGUUUGAACACAUUUUUGGCAUCUGUCUUUUCAGAGGAUUUGUUUACAAUAAAAUAACAAUUAAAGAAUGAA
Molecule: messenger RNA, 3651 nt
Organism: Pseudoliparis swirei
Lineage: Eukaryota; Metazoa; Chordata; Actinopteri; Perciformes; Liparidae
Product: pituitary adenylate cyclase-activating polypeptide type I receptor-like
Exons: 13
Coding region: 67-1467 (466 amino acids)
Biological process (GO): adenylate cyclase-modulating G protein-coupled receptor signaling pathway; cell surface receptor signaling pathway
Cellular component (GO): plasma membrane
Molecular function (GO): peptide hormone binding; vasoactive intestinal polypeptide receptor activity; G protein-coupled peptide receptor activity
Source: RefSeq, a predicted model, not a curated record